Puntigrus tetrazona (Sumatra barb) is the source of this 5979-nucleotide messenger RNA. It is a transcript of the gene svild, whose product is annotated as supervillin d. Gene Ontology annotation, cellular component: actin cytoskeleton; cytoplasm. The coding region runs from base 438 to 4796 and encodes 1452 amino acids. Gene Ontology annotation, molecular function: actin filament binding; phosphatidylinositol-4,5-bisphosphate binding. The record is from RefSeq and is a predicted model, not a curated record. NCBI's taxonomy places the organism in Eukaryota, Metazoa, Chordata, Actinopteri, Cypriniformes, Cyprinidae. The transcript has 28 exons. Gene Ontology annotation, biological process: barbed-end actin filament capping; cytoskeleton organization; actin filament severing.
ACACGACGGGCUAACGCCUUCGUCCUUUGCUGUCUUUCAGAGUCUUUCUACUGUGUGCUAGUUUGAAUUUUCAUGUUACUACUCCAGGAGCAUCGUGAAGUUAUAUUUUAGAGUUUCACCACAAGGACAUGCGGUACUUUAAUCCCGGCAGGGCUCUCGGUCGCUGAUUCUAGGACCUAAAACAGCUUGCUGUGCGAUUUCAGAUGGUUAUGUGUUUGGCUGUUAAUUCACACGAAUUUUUUUAUUUGUAAAAUAGCCUGUAUAUGCCGUUUUUUGAUGACUCGCUGUAUUCAUCUAAUGUGGAAUGGUAUCGGCAGACUCCUUGUCCACUAGAAAGUGAGCAGGACCACCCACUGUCACCAUCAGUCAUAGGAGCAGUGGAAUCUUCUGUGUUGUAGCUUACACUUUAGCCCAAUAACGUGUAGCUAGAGUUAGAUAUGAUGGAUGCCCUGGACUCCAAAGCUGAACGUAUUGCCCGCUACAAGGCAGAGAGAAGGCGGGAAUUGGCUGAACGGUAUGCGAACUUGGAGGACAGUUCAUCCCUGAAUACACGGAGGGAAAAACAUCUGGAAACUACAGACACCUCUUUGCAGAAGACUGAUCUUUCCUCUGUACCGAGUCAGUACAGUAACGAUAGCAUUGCUAUUAGCAGCCAAGGUGACAGGAGCAAUUCUGAGUCAAGAACAGAUCCCACACUAUUCUCUAACACCUUCAUUAGCCACAGUGAUGAGAGCAACCAAGUAACACGUUUACGCCAACAUCACAGUCUGUUGGGAGCAGAUGAAGCCCAGAAUCCACAGGAUGACGGGAAAGCAGAUGAUGACGCCAAAACUGGUAUGCCUGCCAAGAUGUGUGUUUUAAAGGAGUUGGAGAAGACCGACAACUCAGCAAAUACAAAGAACCAAGCAGAUGACGCUAGUCACAAUGCAAAGCCACAAAGAGAGUAUAUAAGUUGGAAGAGGACAAUUUCCACCAGCCAUUCCUCAUCAGAUGAAGAUGGGAAAAGUUCUGAAGAAAAAAAGAGUUUCAGAGAGGAUGAAAAGAGAUCUUGCUUUCAGUCCCUAACUGCAGAAGAGGAGGAUGUGAAAAACAAUGUUGUGAAUGUGAUUGAAAAAACGGUUACACAGAAUGAGCAGAAAGCAAAAAAGGGGCAGUGUUCUGAGGUCACAGAGGAGCCAAAAUCCAUCACUCCAGUUCUGCAGAGACAGGACUCAGGUCAGCGCAGCAUCAAAGGAAUCCUGAAGAAGAGCCACUCAACUUUGGACAUAGAACCCCCUGAGUUGGAGCAGAUCACAACUCCUGUCAUCGAAAUCUGCAAGGAUCUUACUGUUGUUGAUGGAAAGAAGGGAAAGGAUGAAGAGGUUAAAGAUGAUGACGAUAAAGAGAUAAGGAGACUUCAGAGAGAGGAAAGCAGCUCGAGUGAGACUCCUCGUACUCCUUCCCCAGAAUCUGUGGACAAAACCCCCUCCGACUCCACUGUAGAAGGGGAAGAGCUAGAUAGCAGCCUGGAUGAGAGUAUGAGCUCCUCCCUUAAAGAAAGGCUGUCCGAGUUGAAUUGUGGUGAAGAUGAGUGUCGGGGCAAGUUAAAGAAGAAUAAACUCACCAAUGUGGUCCCAACAGCCCUGGCUGAGCGUUACGUUCAGCUGCAGGAUUGUGAGAAUGCCUGGAGGAAGAAGAAAUCAUCUGCAGACAUAGAAUCAAAAAUGUCUUUGGCUGAACGUAUGAAGAUCUUGCAUGAGAAGGAGGAACAAUGGAAAGCUAAAGGCAAAGGAGCUUCUAAUGACUCUUCCCAGUUCUCUGUGGCGGGCCGAAUGGCUAAGAGAGGUUUAAUGUCACCUAACACAGAGGAUGUUCCCAUCAUCCUCAGCAAGAAAGCCAGCAACAGCACACCAGUUAAACCAUUAGAAGAAAUCUCCACACAUCCUGAUGCUGAAGGAGAUAAAAGACUGGACAAACUGGAGUCCUUUUUGGACAGACUUCACAAUAAAGGAGUUGUGGGCACAAAAAAUUCCACCAUCGAGGUGAUGGAGGAAAAAGAGAAGGAGGUGAUGACACUGGAUGAUGAGGAGACAUUUGGGCGGUUCUACAGUUGCUUAUCACCCACUGCUCUGAGUUCCAGUGUCCUGCUGGUUGAGGAAGAAGACUUCAGCAUCAUCAAGUCUGACACACCUAAACUAACAUCAACAGUUGAGGAACACAAACGCUCAGUGCGGCCUUGUAGGAGAACCAAGAGCUCGAGAAACCCUCUCCGUGCCCUGGCAGCACGAGAUGACCUCAGACAGGCUUAUACUGAGCAGAGACUGAAUGUGGCCUCCGUGGAGACCAAAAGGAUACAAAUGGAGCGAAUGGCCAAACACUCAAAUUUGGCAGACACCGCUUUGGCAGGUCUGGCCAGCAAAGAAAACUUUAAGAAAGUCAAUCUGCGGAGCGUAAAGUCUACAGAGGUGGUGACCAACAACAGCGCUGUGCCUUUCCACAAGCUCAUGCUCAUCCACAUUAAAGGGCGCAGGCAUGUCCAGGUGCGUCUGGUUGAACCCACAGCCCGCUCACUGAACAGUGGUGACUGCUAUCUGCUCAUCACUCCCAAACACUGCUUUUUCUGGAGUGGAGAAUUUGGCAAUGUAAUCGAAAAAGCCAAGGGUUCAGAGAUGGCUCAGUAUGUGCAGACGAAGAGAGAUCUGGGCUGCAAAGCUCCCCAGGUCACUGUGCUGGAGGAGGGAAUCAACACAGACAACCGUUCAGCCAAAGAGUUCUGGAGUCUGCUGGGAGGAAAGACUGAUUACCGAGGUGCAGGGGAGCCGGAGGAAGAUGAACUAUAUGAGAGUGCUGUUGUGGAGUCAAACUGUGUCUAUAGGUUGGUGGAAGAUAAGCUGGUUCCUUAUGAGGAGGCCUGCGCAUCCAUCCCCAGUGUCUCUCUUCUUAACUCUAAGGAGGCGCUGGUGUUUGACUUUGGUAGCGAAGUGUAUGUUUGGACAGGAAAAGAUGUUCCAUUGAGUGACAGGAAGGUAGCAGUACAGUUGGGCAAACAGAUCUGGAGUGGAGCGUACGACUACAGCACUUUCAGGGUCAACCCUCUUGACCCCUCCUCAGCUAAUAAAGACACCCCUAAACAAGGUGAUGGCAGGCCAAGCUGGGCCCUGUUUGGUCGGCUGUCAGAACACAAUGAAACAGCUUUGUUCAAAGAGAAGUUUUUAGACUGGGCAGAGAGGAAGCCCUCUAAGGAUGAACCAGUGGUGGAAGAGGUGAAGAGUCCAGUCUUUCAGCCCCUUCCCACUUGUGACUCCGAACUGAAGCCAUGUGAUGCUGCAGAGAUGCUGGCGGGAGUGCCAGGCCCUGUGAAGAUGGUGCUGGAGGGUGUGGAUGUGCAGAGAGGUUAUGGAUUGGUACUUUCUGAGGAUGGACGGCAGGCUGAGCUGGCCACCUUAGCUGUGGACGCAUGGCACAUACGCGAGUUUGAUGACUUUGAGAUACCACCAGAAAGCGUGGGUCAACUGCACGAGGGUGACACCUAUGUCAUCCGCUGGAAAUACUCUGUCACUAAUGUUGUGGGUAAGAGACAAAAGCCUGGUGAAAUGAGUACAGCUGGUCCAGGCAGGGAACGCACAGCAUGCUUCUUUUGGCAGGGACGUCACUCUAGUGUCAGUGGGCGUGGCACAUCUGCCCUCAUGACAGUAGAGCUUGGCAACCACAGGGGGGCGCAAGUGCUGGUUACACAGGGAAAAGAACCUCCCUGCUUCCUCCAACUCUUCCAGGGAGGGCUAGUCAUCCACCGGGGCUCCAGGGAUGAUAGCUCCAAAAACACGGGAGACUGGCAUUUAUUCUGUGUGCGUGGAGAGACAGAGAUGGAAGGCUCACUGGUUGAAGUAGAGUGCUGUUGUGCCAGCCUGCGCUCUCGUGCUAGUUUGAUUCUGCUUGGGGUACAGAAGGGACAACUUUACUUAUGGCAUGGCUGUAAGUCUCAUCCAGGUGCCCAGAAAGUGGGCAAGAGGACCGUGGAGCGCCUCACUCAGCUUUGUGAGCUGGGUUUGAACAGUAACAGCAGUUUGAAAGUGCAUGAGAUAGAGGAAGGAACUGAGCCCAAGGAAUUCUGGGACGCUCUUGGCAAGCAGGACAGGAAAUCAUAUGAUUGCAUGCUACAAGAUCCAGGUAAGUAUAAUUUCACACCACGUCUUUUCCGUCUGAGCGCCUGCGGUGGGACUUUUCAGGCAGAGGAGCAGUAUGGGCCCGCCCAAAUGAUAGGAACUGCAAUGGCCAUGCCAUUCCUUCAGGAGAACUUGUAUUCAGCCCCUCAGCCUGCCUUGUUCUUGGUGGAUAACAGGAUGGAGGUGUACCUGUGGCAAGGACAGCAGCCAGAAGAUACAGAAUGUACUGGCUCAGCUAAGAUCCGCUGGGACAGUGAGAGGAAGUGUGCCAUGGAGACAACACUACAGUACUGCCAAGAGAAGAACUCUAGACGGCCUCCUCAGGCAUACCUGAUCCUGGCUGGUGCAGAACCACUCACCUUUACCAACAUCUUCCCUUAUUGGGAGAAAGACCUGGCUAUUAAAGUGCAGGUUGAAGGAACGCGUAAUAAAGUGAUCCUGGUUAAAGAUGCUCUAUCUAAACUCAGCAGGCAGCAGUACACCAUUGAGGAGCUCACCUCUAAACCUCUGCCAGAGGGAGUGGACCCUCUGCACCUUGAGAGCUACCUGUCAGAUAAAGAUUUCCAGAGUGUUUUGGAGAUGACACGGGAUGAAUUUAUUGCCCUCCCGAACUGGAAACAGCUGAAUAUAAAAAAGAGCAAAGGCUUCUUUUAAAUUACAGAAUUUUUUGUCGCUUCAAUCUGUUGUAUAUUCAGGGUUUUUUUUUUCCUCUAGACCUGCAAUACCAGUAUGUACAGUUUGUCUUAAAAAGAGUAACCCGCCUAUGGCUGUAGUAGUUGCAUACAUUCAUAGCUUUUGAUCACAAUACUUUUUUUUUUUUUUUACACAGUUUUAGGCCUUAUUUACACUGUCAGUUAAUUGUGACCCAAUUCCAAAUUUUUUGCUCAUACGUGACACAGAUCAGAUCAGUUCUAUGACAGUGUAAACAGGAAAAAAAUGCAUACAUUCUGAUAUUUUGAGACCUGUUUCAGAACUCAUUUAUAUGUGGAAAUAAAUCAGAUGUCAUUGCGACUGUCAUGUAAACAGGCAGAUUGGAUUUUCUGAGGCAUUAAAACUUUUUAGUAUUUAGUACUAAAUUCAACAAUUUAGUACUUAUCUGCAGUUUAAUGAUGUUAUGUGAAAAGUACGUGUGGAAGACUAACAUGACAUUAACAUUAAAUAAUAGCAAAUACAAUAUGCUUGUAGAAAGUGUAAACACAGAAAUUGGAUAUGGGUCAAUAUUAAUAAGAUCGUGUAAACAGAAGGUAAAAAAAAAAUUAGAUAUAGGCAACAAAUCAGAAUUGAGCAUCAGGAUCUAUAAUGUAAAUAUGUCCUAAGUAUUAACACAUCUCCGCAUUUAAUGCAAAAAGCAUUUUGUUUUAGCAAUGUUUUAGCACUAGCUUGAAGCAUGUGGACAUAAAUCUAUUUCAUUAUGCACAUGCUUUAAUUUUUAAAGUGUAUCAUAUUUUUUUUUACCGUUUAACCUUGUCGCUAGUAAAUUGUGACCUUAAAAUACAUUAAACACUAACGGUGACAAUUCAUGCAAUCAUUCAGAAACAAAUAGGGGCCUUACGCUCAGUCACUGAGCUCUGCAAGAUUUUUAUUGGAAAGUGAAUAGCUCUUUAAGCCAUAUUGUGUACAUAUAUUAAGUGCACAGCUCCCUCAGUAAUAAGUAUGACUAACAUACAGUAUUAUGUGAUUGUGAUCUUUAUAAGGGUUAUCAUACAGAUAACAAAUAAUUUGUGUAUGUGGAUUCUGAAUGUGUAGUAUUUGUGCAGAACCAAAUGUGCCACCAAACAUACUGUAGUAGCGCUUGGUUGAUAAUAAAUGCUAUUCAGUGUCAUACCACUAGACGUCA